This is a messenger RNA of Seriola aureovittata, 3570 nucleotides long. It is a transcript of the gene ddx42, whose product is annotated as DEAD (Asp-Glu-Ala-Asp) box helicase 42. Gene Ontology annotation, molecular function: ATP binding; RNA helicase activity; nucleic acid binding. Bases 89 to 2821 code for a protein of 910 amino acids. NCBI's taxonomy places the organism in Eukaryota, Metazoa, Chordata, Actinopteri, Carangiformes, Carangidae. The transcript has 18 exons. The record is from RefSeq and is a predicted model, not a curated record.
CUUUGCGCGGGCUGAUGACGUAGGCAUCGCUUCUUCUAAUGACAACACAGACAGGAGCUUUUACUGUCGCCACAAACAGAACACAGUCAUGAACUGGAGCAAAGGUGGUCCAGGUGUGAAGCGAGGGUUUGGGUUUGGAGGAUUUUCUCUUGCAGGAAAAAAAGAGGAACCUCAACUUCCUCAAAAAUCCCACACAUCAUUCGGCCCCACCGGAUCAGGUGCGGGAUAUGGGAAGAACCAGCAGCUCCCAUCGUUCUACAAAAUUGGGACAAAAAGGGCAAACUUUGAUGAGGAAAAUGCGUAUUUUGAAGAUGAUGAAGAGGAGUCCAGCAGCAAUGUGGAUCUGCCAUACAUUCCUGCAGAGAAUUCACCCACACGGCAGCAGAUGCAGUCUGGUGGCGGCUCAGACAGUGAGGAUGACCCACUGGAUGCCUUCAUGGCGGAGGUUGAGAACCAAGCAGCUAAGGAUAUGAGGAAACUAGAGGAAAAGGAAAAGGAGAAAAAGUCAGCCAAGGGUAUUCGUGAUGACAUUGAAGAAGAAGAUGAACAAGAAGCCUACUUCCGCUACAUGGCAGAGAAUCCCACAGCCGGCCUGACUCAGGAGGAAGAGGAGGAGAACAUUGACUAUGACAGUGACGGGAACCCAAUCGCCACUGCCACCAAGAAAAUCAUCAUGCCGCUUCCUCCUAUCGACCACUCUGAGAUUGAUUACUCACCCUUUGAGAAAAACUUCUACAAUGAGCACGAGGAGCUCAGCAACCUGACUGGAACUCAAGUGUUGGAGUUAAGGCAGAAACUGAACUUGCGGGUAUCUGGUGCUGCCCCUCCAAAACCUUGUACCAGCUUUGCCCACUUCAGCUUUGAUGAGCAGCUAAUGCACCAAAUCCGCAAGUCUGAGUACACUCAACCCACACCUAUUCAGUGCCAGGGCGUGCCUAUAGCUCUGUCCGGACGUGACAUGAUUGGGAUUGCAAAAACUGGCAGUGGCAAAACUGCAGCUUUUAUCUGGCCAAUGCUUGUUCAUAUCAUGGACCAAAAGGAGUUGGAAGCAGGAGAGGGGCCCAUCGCAGUUAUCGUGUGUCCCACCAGAGAGCUUUGUCAGCAGAUCCAUGCGGAAUGUAAGCGCUUUGGGAAAGCCUACUCAUUGCGUUCUGUGGCAGUUUAUGGAGGAGGCAGCAUGUGGGAGCAGGCCAAGGCUCUGCAGGAGGGGGCAGAGAUCGUGGUGUGCACUCCGGGUCGUCUGAUUGACCAUGUGAAAAAGAAGGCCACGUCCCUGCAGAGAGUGACAUACCUGGUGUUUGAUGAGGCAGAUCGCAUGUUUGAUAUGGGCUUUGAAUAUCAGGUUAGAUCUAUUGCUAGCCAUGUUCGCCCAGACAGACAGACUCUUCUGUUCAGUGCCACUUUUCGAAAGAAGAUAGAGAGGCUGGCCAGAGACAUCUUGAUAGAUCCUAUCCGUGUGGUGCAGGGAGACAUUGGAGAGGCCAAUGAAGAUGUGACCCAGGUCGUGGAGUUGCUGCCCAGUGGGACGGAUAAAUGGGCCUGGCUGACCCGGCGGCUGGUCGAGUUCACCUCUUCUGGCUCAGUCCUCAUCUUCGUCACCAAGAAGGCAAAUUGUGAAGAACUGGCCACUAAUCUGACGCAGGAGGGCUACAGCAUUGGGCUCCUGCAUGGAGAUAUGGACCAGAGUGAGAGGAACAAGGUCAUUAGUGACUUUAAGAAGAAGAAUUUGCCCGUUCUGGUUGCUACUGAUGUAGCUGCUCGUGGUCUGGACAUCCCGUCCAUUCGCACAGUGGUGAACUACGAUGUGGCACGAGACAUUGACACACACACUCACAGGAUCGGUCGAACUGGCCGUGCUGGAGAGAAGGGCGUAGCUUACACUCUGCUCACCAACAAAGACACUACAUUCGCUGGAGACCUUGUGAGAAAUCUGGAAGGAGCUAAUCAAUCUGUUUCUAAAGAACUGAUGGAUUUGGCCAUGCAGAAUCCAUGGUUUAGGAAAUCCAGAUUCAAGGGCGGUAAAGGAAAGAAGCUGAAUAUUGGUGGAGGUGGUCUGGGUUACAGAGAGAGACCAGGCCUGGGGGCUGAAAGUUCUGAUCGCACCAGCAGCAGCAGCAGCAGCAGCAGCAGCUUGUUGUCUUCCACUUGUAGCUAUGAGGGCUACAGCAAACCAGCUACUGGGGCGAUGGGAGACCGCAUGUCCGCAAUGAAACAAGCCUUCCAGGCUCAGUAUAAGAGCCACUUUGUGGCUGCGUCCAGCGGCCCUCCUAAGCUCAGCACCAAGUCUAACAGCUCGUCAGGCUGGACGAGUGCCGGCAGUCUGAGCUCAGUGCCCACAGAGGCUGCCAAUGGCUCAGAGAGGUCCCACUCUGCCACCUUGUCAAUGUCCAGCUUCACCAGCGCCGGCUCCCUGAGCUCAGUGCCCACCAGUCAAACCAGUUCACAGCACAGCUACCCUCCGCCUGCACCUCCCUCACAGAGAGACAGCUCACGGGACAGACAUGGCGAUGACCGGGGGAGGCAUGGGGACAGUUACCACCGCCACAGUGACAGGAGCGACCGGCACAGCGGUGAGGACCGCUACAGUGAAAGAGAUCGCCAUGGAGACAGAGACCGUGACCGCCACGGGGAACGGGAUCGCUACAGCAGCAGCCGCCACGGCGACAGUCGCAAUGGAGAUGGAAGCAGGAGGGACAGAGAUGAUCGAAGAAGUGACAGGGAUGGGGGAGACAGGGGGAGUGGGGAGGGGAGGGACAGAGGAGAUGAUAGCUUUGCUGUUCCUGAACCACCAAAACGUAGAAAGAGCAGGUGGGACAACUAAAGAAAAAAAUAAACACAUCAGUAGAAUAAUAUGUGCAACCAACUGCUCCAUGACAAACUUGUCUGUGUAGGCAGAUAGCAGAGCAUAUCAGAGAGUGAUACAAGCACAGGGAUGGAGGGGGGGUUUUGUGGACUCUAAAUAAAUGGGAAGUGUAUUGACGCUACUGUCAUCUUGGCUCAGAACUCAUGAUUUGGUCAGAGCGCAACAGAGUGUGUCAGACAGGUCAACAAAAGCAGCUCAGAGACAGCCACUGUACAUACACCAUUAAGACUGUUGUUAUUGUAAGUCAAUAGGAUCAAGCAAUAGAGCUUUAAUGAAUCUUUAUUGUAAGUAAACAAUUCAAAGUUAGGAUGUGUUGGUUGUUGUCUUGUUUCUACUCACUGAGCUCCUAACAUGCUUUUGUGCUUGCAAACCUGACGCAUUUAUCUUUUCCUAACGGAUCUUUGCCAAGUGUGUUUGUGUGUUUGCUUUUUGUUCAUCUACAAAGCUAACUCUGAAAACUCUUUGCAUCUUUGAAGGCGCUCAGUGAUGAUUCACAGUCACACAAGUACAUGUCAAAAACUGUAUAGCUCUUUUUGUGUCUUGUAUUCAAGUUUUAGUGAAGUGCCUUCCCUUGGCAUUUAGUCUGUCUUAUGCUUUUGAAAUGUUUUUCAGGAAGAUGCAUUUGUUUGUUUGAGAGAGGGAUUUCAAGUGUUCAUUCACAAAUGGAAAAUGUGAAGUUUUGAUUAAAAAGACUCCUUUGGCAUCUA